Orussus abietinus is the source of this 3009-nucleotide messenger RNA. RefSeq names its product nose resistant to fluoxetine protein 6. Lineage: Eukaryota; Metazoa; Arthropoda; Insecta; Hymenoptera; Orussidae. The transcript has 11 exons. The record is from RefSeq and is a predicted model, not a curated record. Gene Ontology annotation, molecular function: acyltransferase activity, transferring groups other than amino-acyl groups. Bases 801 to 2957 code for a protein of 718 amino acids.
AAGCCACGGCGAACGCACGAGUAGCGCGUUUUGGGGCCGAGUUAUCAGCCGCGAGUGAUUCCGCCUCCAGUGACACCGAUUUCGACGUCUUCGAGUCCUUGGGAAGGAAACCAGGCCCGACUUGACCGACAGGUCUCAUCCUGGGACCGGAAGGAGCAAGUGCCGACCCGGAAGAGGACUGGACUUCCCGGCGCCGGAGGUGCGACUCGGCCAAGAAGUUCCGAAAUCCGGCUGUCGCCGCAGGUGUCGUCACCGGUGACGCAAAGAAAUCCCAAAUAUUAUCUUUCGACGUCAAAAAACGAGUCUCGGAAGUCCUCAGGAAUGGCACCCUGAAGAGACAGUCGCGGAGGAGUCGGAGGAGCGCGCGGAUGCCGACUGGCGCAGCCUCCGCGGGCGGUCAGCUGAUUUUGACAGCUCGGUCACGUGACGGCCCACGUGGUCCUGGACCUCUCCCUCGGGUUUCCCUGGAUCUCCGGCCAGAAGAGUGAUGUCUAGGUACUAGGACAAGGAAACCGGGAAAAGUAUAAAUAAUUAGAUUGGGUGAAGUAAUAUCGAGUAUAAUGGCGCAAGAAGAGGGGUGAUAUCGCCUGAAAUCUCCGGGGAAACGUCCAGGAAAAGGAGUCGCAGGAUCGGCUAAAGACCAAUCAUCGUGCUCGGUUUUCUCGUGGAGGUAGAACACCCUGAAGAAGAUGUCGCUGGGUAUUUAUCCAGAGAUUUGUUUGUUCGGCCGUUUUAUUUAAUCUCUGUCUAUCGAUUGAACUAUUGGAGGGGUUGAAGAGGAUAUUUGGUGGUCGGUCAAAAUGGCGAACUUGGUACUUGUUGCGACCGUCCUGGCUGUGCCGGGGAUUUUCGCGGACAGUAAGAACAUCCUGAAGAUCGACUCUCCUACGAUGGUUCGCCAGAUGGACUCCGGCAUGACCUAUGACAAUUAUUAUGAGAACAUGUUGCCUCUGCUCUCGAGGGAUCUGAGUCUUAUGGAACAGGCUAUCGGCAUGAUCGAAGACAGCACCUGCAGGGACCACUGUCAGAUGAUUCUUCAGGGUCUGCAUAAUUUAACUGCUUGGUCUGUCAAGUUUUAUGACGCCUCUGGGAAGUUCCCUGUGGGAGUGCUGGGGGGGUCCGUGUACGAGCUGGGGAACUUCGACGAAUGCCUUGGUAUCGGGGGUGAUAACGACCCUGAAGAUGCCCCUGAAGGAGUCAGGGGUCAGUAUUGCCUCGGGGAAGUCGGAGUUAACGCCCCCGAGGUCUACUUGAACCAGAACGACUCCAUGUGGAGGUACUUCAAGGACACCGGGAAACGUUAUCACGAGUUUAUCUCGAAGCUCUACUGGGGUAUCUGCGUCCCAGCUUCCUGCUCCUCGAAGGACGUCGAAGACGUCAUCAGAAGAGUCCUUGCAGUGGCUUUCAGCGGGUCCAGACUGAAACUCUCCCCAAGGAUUCCUGAGAAAUCCUGCUACAAACACGAAGACACCCCUGUAGACGGGGCCGAUGUGACAUACCUGGUGUUUAUUGUGGGAGUCGCAACUCUUAGUCUCAUGGGCACGAUUUAUCACAUCUUGUGUCUGAGAAAUCGAGGAGAGGUCCACAAAGGGUUGAUGCCGCAAAUCCUCCUGCUGUUUUCCAUGCUCUCGAACACGAUGAAGUUGUUGGGCCCGGCGAACAAGGACGAGCUUAACCUGGACUGCAUAUACGGAAUCAGAUUCAUCUCGAUGGCGCUGAUAAUAUGCGGCCACGUCAUCAUCUUCGUCGUAGGUGGGCCCAUGAUGAACCGAAAUUUCCUGGACGAGGCCGUGCCCCGGGUGGAGAACUCCAUCUUCGUGAACAACGCCCUGCUGGUCGACACCUUCCUCUUCAUCAGCGGUUUCCUCUUCAGCAGGCUCCUCCUGAAGGAGCUUGACAGAAGGAAAUCUAUAAACUUCGUCGUGGUGUACCUGUACAGGUUCCUGAGAUUGACCCCGGCUUAUUUGGUGGUCGUUGGACUUUAUGUCACCUGGUUGAACCGAUUGGAUGCUGGACCCCUCUGGUCAAGGAUGAUCACCGAGAGGGAGAGAUGCCGCACUUCCUGGUGGGCGAACAUCCUCUACAUCAACAAUUACGUUAGCACUGAUAAUAUUUGCAUGUUCCAAUCCUGGUACCUAGCAGCAGACACGCAGCUCUUCAUCCUCGCCCCUCUGGUGGUUUAUCCCCUCUGGAGGUGGAGAAAAUGGGGAGAACACAUCCUGGCGACUGUCAUCAGCGUAUCCUUCUUGACACCGUUCAUCGACACCCUGGUGAACGCUCGGGACCCAACCAUGAUGGCCUACACCUCGGAAUUAAAGGACCUAACAAGGAACCAAUAUUAUACCGCGAGUUACAUCAAGACUCACAUCAAAGCAAUGGCCUACGUCUUCGGAUUGGCUUUCGGGUACAUCCUGUACCGCGUGCAGACAUCAGGAUACACCUUCAGCAAGAACGCAGUGAGGUGCGGCUGGUUGAUGGGCACGACUUUGUUACUGGCGGCCAUGUUCUCCAUCAGCCUGUUUUACGGACCUCGGAAAUAUUUCACGAGCAUAGAGGCUGCCUUCUUCGCCUCCUUGCACAGGGCCUUCUGGUCCAUUGGUACAGGAUGGGUGCUGAUAGCUUGCAUUACCAAUAACGCGGGACCAGUAGGUAACAUCCUGAAGUGGAGAGCCUUCGUGCCCCUGAGUCGACUGACCUACUGUGCCUACCUGGUGAACGGACUCGUCGAAUUGCACGCGAUUUCGACUAUCAGGUCCCCGGAGUACCUAAGCAAAUAUGCCCUGAUGGGCAAAAUGUUCUCCCACAUGUCGGUGACCUUCCUGAUGGCCAUGGUCCUGUCGGUGAUCUUCGAAUCGCCCAUCAUCGCCCUGGAGAAGCUGCUACUUCGCGAGGAGAAGAAGAGGCGCUCCCACCAGAAGGAGCAGAAAACGGAAGAGACGAGCUCGACGACGGCCUGAAUCGUCGGAAAUGGCAGAGUCUCUAGAAGCGUUGGAGAGGAAAGAAAAGGCG